AACAACGUGGUAAAUUCAAAUAAUUUGAAUUGUAAAGACUUCAAGGAAGUAAAAGUUUUUACGGAACAAUCUACCCGGGGCAGGAGCACGAGCACUCUUCCAGCGCCAGUGGAAACAGACUCGACAGUUCCAUCGAUUGAGAGUGAGGAUACUGUAGGCCAACAUACAGACCUUCUCCAUCAGAUAGAGUCAGAGUUAGGGUUAGUGUUGGACCAGAGUGUCUCGGGAGCUCCGGCCCCAGGCGUUUCUGCGACAGCAAUGAUGCUGCCCUUCGAGGACGACACCAGCCCCACUCCAGCCCCAGAGAUUAGCCAGCGCAUUCACGCGAGCUGCACGGGCGAUCCGCGCGAAUUCACCGCAGACAGUGGAGGUCGAGCGAUGGACGAGCCAGAAAGAGACACGUCGCCAAGCAUCGCCCCGGACCAUCAACCCUACGGAGACGUCUGCCAGGUGUGUGAGCCGGCAACACCGUGCGUCUCCGGGGGAGAGCUUGUGGUUGUUGAGGGUAUAAAGGGAACGUUUGAAGAGAUGGAUUUUUUGUGCACAUUUAAAAUGAGUUCUAAAAUAGAAUCUUUAAAAUGUAUUAUUAAUCUAGAAACAAAUGCUAAUUAUUUAAAAGAAAACAAUUAUCACAAAAAUGAUAUUAAUUCUAUUUUUAAUAAGUAUAUUAAUAGUAAUAAAAAUCAAAAAGGUCAGUUUGCUUUUAUGAUUUUAAUAAAUAAAGAUGGCUCAUAUGAUAAGGAUAAUUGGGACACCAUACCAAAUAGCACUGAAAAAUGUCCAAAAAUGUAUAAGCCAGAACAAAAAGGUGAAAUACACAGUGAAGAUAAAAUAUUUGAUCUACUAAAUGAUAUUUUAUGUAAAAGGGAUUGUCCUUUUAAGAUGGCACUGAUAUACUCUUUUUAUACCCUCUGUUUUAAACGGCACAACAAGGAGUCCUGCCACAAACAAGCCGUUGAUAUUGCAAAGAAACUAUAUGAAAAGCAUAAAAUGACAAUUUUUAUUGGCUGUAGUGAGCCGUGGGGAAUUAAUGGCCCAUAUGUAAAGAAUUUACCUUAUAAGCCUCUAAAAGAUUGCACUUACACUAUUGAGUCCCAAACAUUUAGAAGCAAUGAAAUUGUCUCCAAGCAAGAAAGAAAAGAAUUUGUUGAAAAGAAAUUAAUUGACCCGAUUUACAAAAAAGUUAUUCAUGAAAUUCAAAAUAAACCAUUUUCAAUGGUUAAGAUUACAGACAAACCAAAAUAUUUUCUUAAGCCAUUUUUAAAAAAUAUAAACAAUCCUAAAACCAUAGAAACAUGUCAUAAUAUUGUAUCAAAUUUAUUUAGUUGUCAAAUUAUAAGUAAAAAUGUUGAUGAUUUCAUAAAUCAUGGUUUGGAAAAGUUUGAGAAAUGUAAGGAAAAAAUAUAUAAACUUUUAUCUUAUGAUGCAAAUAAUUCGAUUGAUGAAUGUGAUCUUUAUAAUCGAAAUCAAGAAAUCUCUAAAUAUCUGAGUAAUGUUUUUUUCCCUUGGUGGGCUACAAAAGUGGAAAGUGCAUCCAGUACAUUUUUAAUUAAGGAAACCAGUUGCUUGCUACAAAGAAGUGCUGCUAAUCAUAUCCAUAGAUCAACCAAAGAUAUUGAACAUUAUUUUGUUAUUCGUUAUGUCAAACAGCAGAAUAAUUAAAACAAUUACAAUUAAACAAAUAAUUAAAACAAUUAAAACUCUGAUGUAAAAAUUUAAAUGUGACAUAUUAUACUCCUUUUCACAAGAUAUAAUAUAAAUCUAUGGUGUCCUCAGAAUGUGUGUUUGAAAUUUCAGCUCAAACCCCCCAUUUAUUAUAACUUGUCAAAUUUGCCACAUUUUGGGUGUGAGCAAAACGUCCCUACAGCUUUGCUGGUAAAUUUGCUUAUGAUUAUAAAAAGCCAAUACAAAACAUUUGAAUCUGGAAAGAGUGAAUUUAACUGAUUAUUUUUUUCUGCAUUUUUUUUAGUUCAGUUUGUUUCUGUCAUCUAAUUCUAAUUCAUUUGUAUUUGUGAAGAGAUUAUCUCUCUGAUAUAAGACGAGAUGUUUCCAUCUAAACUGCUGAUUCUCCGUCUCACUGCU
This is a messenger RNA of Xyrauchen texanus (razorback sucker), 2082 nucleotides long. RefSeq lists its product as uncharacterized. The record is from RefSeq and is a predicted model, not a curated record. The transcript is spliced from 2 exons. The coding region runs from base 259 to 1662 and encodes 467 amino acids. NCBI's taxonomy places the organism in Eukaryota, Metazoa, Chordata, Actinopteri, Cypriniformes, Catostomidae.